CCUGCCCCAGCCCCUGCCCCUGCUCCAGCCCCUGCCCUCCCUGCUCCUCCCUGCCCCUCUCUGCCCGGCAGGGAGGCAGAGCUGGCAGGGGCACCCCAACACAGGCCACGGGGGACGCAUGCAGGCCGUGCGGGCCCAGCUCCCGAGGCCCUUCUCCUGCUGCCCGGCCUGCUCUGGGGCAGUCUGCUUCUCGAGUCGGCUUCCCACCUCAUUGGCUGCUCCCCCCAGGGGCCAGGACCCUGACACAGCAGAGCCAGGAGCUGCAGAGCCAGGAGCGAGGAGCUACGGUGGGGCUGUUUGCGCAGACUCGAUGGCUUGGAGGCCCAAGAGCCGUGGGGCCCUGAGCGUGUGGCCCCCACCACCUGCGUGGGGCCCUGGUGGGUGUGGGCUCAGGAGCGUGGGGCCCCGCAGCCUGGCGGGGGGAGGCCAGGGCGGCAGCCGAGCACAGAGGGGACGGAGCCGGGCUGCUGGGAGGUGGGAGGCCAGGCCUCUGCGGUGGCUGGAGGGACAGCACAGAACGGCCCGGGGCAGCAGCCCACUGACACCCCGAGGUGCUCCUGCUGGCUUCACCCCAAGGCUCCGUCACGGGACCCCUUGGGCCGCACGCUCCCUGGUAGCCGGGGAGACCCCUGCCCCGCUGCGGACGCCAGGGAGGCCCCUCCGUGCAGCUGCCACCCCAGCGUGGCCGUCCCCUGAGCUCAGACGCCCUUCCCCGGCUGCCUGGGUGAUGACGGGAGGGCGCCCCCGCUCUGACCCCGGUUCUGCGCCUGCUCUGGUCACUCCUCCGUGCUGCUCCUCUGGGCAUCGUGCUGCGCCCCCGGUGUCCCUUUACCCUUCCCCGGAACCGCGGGAAGCAGCCGAGCAGUCUCAGCGGGUGUGUGUCUUGGCCCAGCAGCGGAACCCACAAACCAGGGGCAUUUCCGCUAGGACGGGACAUGGGGCUGACCUGGCCCCGGCCGCCUCCUCACAGCCACGGGGAGGUGACCUGCCCCGCUGCACGUGCCCAGGCCAAGAGUCCACCCCAGGAAGAGGACACGGCUUGCUUGGCCUGCGAGGUGACUGCCCGGCAGGGGGCAGGAGCAGACUGGCACAGGGUGGGGAGCACGGGGCGGAGAGGCAGAGGGAGAGCGCCUGGGUCCCGCAGGUGUGCGGGGAGGGAGGGUCCCCCUGCAGACGGCAGGACACGCGCCACAGCCCCUGGCUGGUGGUGGCCAAAGCUGACCAAACCCGGGGCGCCUGGGUGGCUCAGGCAGGUAAGCGUCUGCCUUCCCGGGGUCCUGGGAUCAAGCCCCGCGUCGGGCUCCCUGCUCACUGGGGAGCCUGCUCCUCUCUUCCGCUUGUGGCCUCUCUCACUCCCUGCGUCUCCCAAAUAUAUAAUAAAAACCUUUUAAGAAAACCACCCCCGCCCCCCGCCAGCAAAUCCUUCUCACCUGACGUACAGAGAGGGAGUGAAGAGAGCAGGAUGGGUGGUGGCCCUCGGGGGGCUGGUGACUGUCCCGCAGUUUAAAGGUCAGACCCCGCUCCCCUCGCAGCCCCCAGCGCCCCUCCCGCACCGCACCCCGUGGAUUCACAGGUGCUUUUACGCCCCCUUCUUUCACACAAAAGGGGGACUGGUCACCCCUUCCCACACUUUUCCCACUUUUCCGUCUCCAUGCGUCAAGCGUCCCGAAGGAAGGUCCCCGUGUUAGCUCGAGAUGCUGUUUCCUUCUGCAGCCACCAAACCAUAAUGAGCCGAGGGUCCAGCCUUGGAGGGGGGGCGGCCAGGCCCCCAGAGGGCCCUGCGGCAGCCGCUCACCGUUCCCGAACGCCGCGAGCACCCGGCCCCCACCAAAGCCAGCCGCGGCCUGAACACAAGGGCACCCCACGCACGACCAAACGCCGCUGUUGGUCUGGUGCUCAAGCUCCCUCUGGAGUGGACCCUGCUCUGGGACAGGACGGGGGACGUGCUGACACCCCAGCGGCCACCGCGAGCAGGGCUUCCUGCCGGUGGAGAAUGCCAGAUGGGAUGUGGGGUGACUCUGGGCCGAGCUCCCCGGUUCCCAGCCCUGUCCCUCCCCGGGGGUCAGCCCCCUCUCCUGGGGCUGCUCCUGGGGACCUGACACCGGUUGAGCGUGUGGAGGGGGGACAGAAUCAGGUUGUGGCACGCACGACCCGCCCCAGGGCCGCCAGUGUCCUCACCCGGCUUCAUGGCGCUCAUGACAGCACGGCAGCUCCGCAGCACCGCCUCAUAGAUGGCCUUCUGGUCCGCGGUGAACUUGCCGUUGGCCGGGAACGAGCACGUGAUGUCAGAAGAGAAGCAGUAAUACUCGCCACCCAUGUCGAACAGGCUGCAGGGAGAGGAGCCUGUGAGGUUGGGAUGCCCCCAGCCCUGCUCCCCCCGCCCCACCCCGGGACUCAGGGCAGCCUGCUGGGCCCCGGGGGUGUCCGGGUGCCGGGCCCGAGCCAUCCGGGUCGCCAGCGCAGGCAGCAGUACGGGGCCUCCCACCCUCUGACCCCAGAGCUGGCAGCCUGGAGGGAGCAGGGCCCAUCCUGCACGCACGCCCCCGGCCCCGAGGCCUCUGCUGGCCAGGCCUCUGGAUGCCGGGCUGUGGGCCUCGCCUGGAUGGGGGGGAGGGACGGAGACGUGCCCAGGCCCUGCCUCGCCACCUCCACGCAAGCACUCCCACAGACCCCCAGGGCUCCCCUGCCCGGCGCUGCUGGUGGCAGCCGGGGGGUGGGGGGGGGCUUGGGAUGGAGGCCCUCACGGAUGCACGAGGUGGGCUAAGCUACACACCCAGCUCCCCCGGGCCCGGUGUCUGAGUGAGACCCAGCGGGUGGCUCUGUUCCAGCGCCACCCCCCCCUUCCCCCCGCCCAGAGGGAAGUGUGGCUCUCCCCGCUGGGACAGAUCCGCCAGGGCCUGAGGGAAGGACAGGGCGGCCCA
Molecule: messenger RNA, 2921 nt
Organism: Canis lupus familiaris (dog)
Lineage: Eukaryota; Metazoa; Chordata; Mammalia; Carnivora; Canidae
Product: translation initiation factor IF-2-like
Exons: 2
Coding region: 119-1507 (462 amino acids)
Source: RefSeq, a predicted model, not a curated record